Orycteropus afer afer is the source of this 1056-nucleotide messenger RNA. RefSeq names its product HLA class I histocompatibility antigen, B alpha chain-like. The record is from RefSeq and is a predicted model, not a curated record. NCBI's taxonomy places the organism in Eukaryota, Metazoa, Chordata, Mammalia, Tubulidentata, Orycteropodidae. Gene Ontology annotation, biological process: immune response; antigen processing and presentation of endogenous peptide antigen via MHC class I via ER pathway, TAP-independent; antigen processing and presentation of endogenous peptide antigen via MHC class Ib. Gene Ontology annotation, cellular component: external side of plasma membrane. Gene Ontology annotation, molecular function: peptide antigen binding; signaling receptor binding.
AUGGUGUGGACUCUUCUCCUCAUGCACAUGUUCCUGAGCUUGCUAGAAGAGACCCGAGCUCGAUCACACUCUCUGCAAUAUUUCUACACGGCUGUGUCUGAGCCAGGCCCAGGAGUGCCUGCCUUUACCGCCUUUGGCUUUGUGGAUGACCAGCCCUUCAUCUACUAUGACAGUGUGGAGAUGAAGGCAAAGCCUUUUGCUCCCUGGUUGAGGGAGGAUUCAGAUUACUUUGAAGAUGAGACUAAUAUCUUCAAAAGUCGGAUGAAGAUUUUCCACUUAAAUCUAAGAAAUGUGCAGCGAUAUUACAACCAAACCUCAGAGCACAGCCUGAACAAAGAGAACCAACAAAAAUCAUCAGGCUCUCACACCCUCCAGUUCACCUAUGGCUGUGAGCUCCAGGAUGAUGGCAGGACCACGGGGCACUGGCAGUAUGGCUACGAUGGUGACGACUACCUGAGCUUGGACAUGGACCCUCUGCAGUACACAGCUGUCUCAUUUCUUGCCCGCUACACCAAACAGAAGUGGGAGGCCAAUAGGAAUGCCAUAGAGAGAGACAAAACCUAUUUGGAGAAUGAAUGCAUCCAGUGGCUGCAGAGAUACUUGGAGUGUGGACGGGAGAGCCUGACUCGCACUGAGCCUCCCAUUACCCUUGUGACCCACCACCCCAGCCCUGAUGGGAAGGUCACUCUGAGAUGUUGGGCCCUGGGCUUCUACCCAGCGGAGAUCACCUUGACCUGGCAGCAGGAUGGGAAGGACCAGACUCAGGACAUGGAGUCUGUGGAGACCAGGCCUAUGGGGGACGGGUCCUUCCAGAAGUGGGUGGCCAUUGUGGUGCCCUCUGGAGAGGAGCAGAGAUACAUGUGCCAUGUGCAACAUGAAGGGCUGCUGGAGCCCCUCACUCUGAAAUAUGAGCUACCUUCUCAGCCCACUAUCCCCAUCAAGAAGCUAUUUCUUAUCCUAAUUCUUCUUGGAGCUGUGGUCCCUGUAGUUGUGAUCAUGGGAGCUACGGUUGCUGGAUUUGUGCUUCAGAGGAACAAAAACUCAGGUCCUGGUUGA